Messenger RNA from Paramacrobiotus metropolitanus, 577 nucleotides. RefSeq lists its product as uncharacterized. The coding region runs from base 140 to 577 and encodes 145 amino acids. NCBI's taxonomy places the organism in Eukaryota, Metazoa, Tardigrada, Eutardigrada, Parachela, Macrobiotidae. Gene Ontology annotation, molecular function: ubiquitin-protein transferase activity. The transcript is spliced from 2 exons. The record is from RefSeq and is a predicted model, not a curated record.
CUGAAAUGUUGUAUUGCAGACUGUUGCGUUGGUGCAACAAGGACGCCAGAAAUUGUGUCGACACAUCGCCGAGUAUGAACUGUGCGGGAAGCGAGCCUCUAAUUUGAAAUAUCUAAGUGAAGGUUUGCUGGCCGGAACGAUGGGAAAGGAGCUGAGAGAAAUACGUGCUCAAUGGAAAUUCUUCGAGAAAAGCCUUUAUCGAGAAUUCGAAGAAGUAGACGAUUUGCUGGAAGAGUUUCUGCCGUACAAUGAACAUGCCGAAGAUAUUAGCGAUGAAUUGAUGGCUGAGCAGCUGCAGAUUGUGAACUGGUUUGAUGAAAUUGUCAAACACGACCUGAGCCACCAUGAACGACGACAACUGCUCCGUUUUGUUACUUCCGGGUACCGCAUUCCGGCCACUCGAAAAUCGCAAUUGUUUUUUCCGUUGGACGAGAAGAAGAACGUCGCCCUCAGGCAUCUACGAUGCAGCCAUAAGCUUAUGCUGCCCGUCGGAUGCGAGUCAAGGACAAACUGCGGCUGCACCUUCGCGAGUGCAUUUUAUCUGUGGACAGCGAGAUGGCGGGAUUUUUCCAGAUAA